Canis lupus familiaris (dog) is the source of this 5620-nucleotide messenger RNA. RefSeq names its product SH3 domain binding glutamate rich protein like 2 (gene SH3BGRL2). Gene Ontology annotation, cellular component: cytoplasm. The record is from RefSeq and is a predicted model, not a curated record. Lineage: Eukaryota; Metazoa; Chordata; Mammalia; Carnivora; Canidae. The transcript is spliced from 4 exons. The coding region runs from base 16 to 819 and encodes 267 amino acids.
GCGUUCCGCGUGGGGAUGCUCCAAAUCAGAGGACCCAAGCUGAGGACUCUGAACCAAGCCUUCUCGCCUCGUUUCCUCCCCCCCCCGCCCCCCGCACGCCCCUUGUCCUCGCGACCCCGUGCCACAGCGUCUCCCAGCCUCUCCCUCCAGCCACCUGCGUGUGUGCGCGAUUGUCACGCAGCAAGGAGGGGCUGGAAAGAGCUCAGUCCCCUGGGCGCUCCCAGGAGAGACCGAAACUACAACUCCCGUCACGCCCCGCGGCCCGCUCCCUCCUCCUCCCCUCCCCCCUCCUCCCGCGGCCAGCGGCCGGCAGGCUCCGCGCUUUUAUCUGCGGACCGGCGGGAGGGAGUCAGGUCCGGGCGGUCUCCCCCUUCCCGAGUGCUCUGCCCGGCGGCGGCGGCGGCGGCGGCGGCGGCUCGAAGCCGAGUUUUGCCUCCGCGUCCCCGCCAGCCCCGAGCCCGCUGGGGCAGACGGUCCGUCCCGGCGUGCGAGAGGAUGGUGAUCCGCGUGUUCAUCGCCUCCUCCUCGGGUUUCGUGGCGAUAAAGAAGCAGCAGCAGGAUGUGGUUAGAUUUCUGGAAGCCAACAAGAUAGAGUUUGAGGAGGUGGAUAUCACAAUGUCAGAAGAACAGAGACAAUGGAUGUACAAAAACAUCCCCCCAGAAAAGAAGCCCGCUCAGGGCAACCCUCUGCCACCUCAGAUAUUUAAUGGUGACCGAUACUGUGGGGAUUAUGACAGUUUUUUUGAAGCAAAGGAAAGCAACACAGUCUAUUCAUUCUUAGGCCUGAAAUCACGGUUGGCAUCAAAGGCAGAACCUUAGAGAAGACAAGUGGAAGAUUACGGAGAUGCAUUUUGGAGCGCCCCCUGGUACUCAGCACACACCUGCUUACCCAAUGCAUCACUGUGACUAAAGCCACAUGCAUCAACAGUAACUUUGCUUGCCAUGGAAAAGGUGUUUUUGGAAGACGUGGGUAUAAUGGGAUUGCAUGAUUGCUUUAAACCAAAUCAGGACUGUGGUGUGUUUUUUCUUAUUUUCAGAAUUGCCUGCAGUUGCCUCAUUCACCUGGAGGUACUCUGACCUGUUACAGGUGUGCUUCCUUAAUAACUGAAAGAUAAGUGGGUGGCACCAUUGGAGAGAAAAUGUUGGAUCUGCCCUAGGUUGUAGUUGAUGCCAGUAUUGCUCAGACCUGCCUCUCUUUAAGUUGCCUGGAUUGUAUCCUUGAAAUUAGUUUGCCAGGCUAUCAGAAAUUUUUGAUCAGAAAGAAAAAAAGCAAUGCUGGUUGACAAAGGGCUAAAGAUUUUUGCUGCAAAAGUCACAUACAUCACUAUUCCAGUGCUUUGUAAUAGCACCUAUAGAAAAAGAUGUUCUAACCACCUUUGGCAGAGGACACUCUUCUUUCCAUAAAUCCCCCAAAGUCAUACAGAUGUUUAAAAAAAAAAAAAAAAACACUGUUGCAACAAGGACCAAGCUACAAGGUUAAAAAUAGUUGGUAUUUUAAAAAAUAUAGGCUUCUUUAUCUCUUGCAAAGGAAAAAUUUCAUUUAAAUGUAGAAGACAGCUUAAAAGGUAUAUUUUAGGAGGUGUACUAAUUAGAUAGCAAAUUUAUAGUGAAAUGAUCCGACUCCUCUCUAAAGGGAUUUUCAGCUCUAGCAACGUAUUUAUGCACAAGUAACAUAUUUUUAAAUGCAGCUUCCCUAACUAACAGCUGCUUGUUCUAUUUUGUGAAUGAAUUAUAUUUUUUUGAGAAAGGAAGAUCUUUAGUUAGAUAUAUUUUUGAACCCACACUAAAAGAUACUAAUAUUGGGGUACAAUUUCAUUUUUUUUCCUCUGUUGCUUUUCACUGGACAUCUAACUGCUCAUAUUUCUGGCCAAUGUACAGUCCCAGGUUUUUCAGAGUAAUGUAGAUACGUGUUCUCAUUCCAUAUAUGGAUACCAGUGAGCUUUCAGAGCAGUCUUGUGAGAAAGGCGGUGUCAGAGAAUAGCUCUGAAUUGUACUUGGCAUGUAGAAUCUCCACUCUCUUUGGAGUGGAUACUGAACAUGUCUACUUCAUUAGGGCAGAGGCUACUUUUCUCCAUCCUUAUCCCUGCUUACAGUCUUGAGAGUUUUUAGUUGCCAAACAUAAACAGUCUUGAACAGGAUAAAUUCUUAGAGGGUUGCCGAGAAUAUUCUAUUCUCAGCACCCUGAUGUGGGACCUAUCCUUCAGAUUCUAAGCAGGAUGUAAGAAAUUGAAAGAGCAUAAGAAUUAAAGCCCUGUCACCUGUGUUCUCUCACCCUCAACUAAAUGUGGACCACUCUAAAGGACUUGUAAAAUGCUAAAGUUGAAAUCCCAGCCUGAGAUUUGCAGCCCAGGACUACAACCAGAAGAAGAGCAUGCCACAGAUUUCUACUUGACUGGAACAAAGACAUGAUCCACAAUUUUCUCUCCAAAGAAAGCUGUUGUGAAAUCAUGGGUAUUACUGCUCAGUUGGCAUUAAAUGAAAUCCAGGUCAAAUUCCAUUUGAUAAAUCCCAGGGACUAUCCAGGAAACUUUUUUUUUUUUUGAACUGUAUAUUGUGUUUGAGUAAAUGAGUCUUCUGAUAAGACUCAGAAUUUCGUUUUCAGAUACAACAAUUUUAAAAACUUUAAUUCUACAGUGACCUAACUUAUAUUUAGUCUGCUCUUGUCCAUGAGCUCCAAGAACCAACUUGGUAAGACUGGGGCCUUGCAAUUUAAAUCCUGGGGUUGUGGGAUUGAUACGAUACUUGCUAGACAAAGAUAGCUACUCAGAUUUGUUCAUCUUAAAACUUUUGAAUUCCUGUGGUUAUAGUAGGACCAGAAUGGUUCUCCUAAACAUACUAGAUGGAUGGUAUUGCUAAAUUGCUACCAGUUACACAUCGUCUAUUGCUCACCUUACUUUUUUUUUUCUUUUUUAAAUCAGCAUGGAAAUAGGAGAGACCAGCCCUGGCUAGUACUGUACUUGUUAUGAGUGAGGUAGAAGCACAUUAUGUGGCAUUUACUACAAUACCCAGGUUCUGCGGAGUACUGACAUAUUGCCCUCUGGGACCACAUUGUGUUCAGAGAAUAUUGUCUCUUUACGUGUAAUGUUUUACCAAAACAAACAUGUAAUGAUUUCUUGUUCCCUUCUUUAACUAGAUGCCUUUAGAUUUGAAUAUGCAGGGUCUUAAAAACCUAGGAAAGCAAUAGGUGAGAGUUGCAGAUGUAGAUGUAAUAUCAAAGGCAUUUCAAGACAAUUUUUAUUUCCUGUAGUAGGCUUAUUGGGACAAAGGAUAUGUGCUGCUAAAAAUAAAAUUAUGCCAUUUUAAAAUUAGAUAAAAUAUAGAGUGCCAUCCUGUUAGGUAUAUGCAGACCAAAAGAAAAUUUAGUUGGGGAAAUACUUAUUUUUCCAAAUUCUGGUUUUCUAUUAAAAUCAAAGAGGAGAAAAGGAAGAUUUUUUUUCUCUCUCUCAGAUUCUUAUAUAUAUAUUUUAGAUUUAUUUCUGUUUUAUAGAUUCCUUUAAAUACCUGGCUGUUUUUGUAUUACAUAUAUUUUAAAAUGAGCUAAACUUGUUUUUGGUCUCUCUUAUUGAAAGGUACCAAAGCUGCUUUCUGUUUUCUUUUUUUUAAACUUGAUUUUGCUCUAUAAGGUUUUGCUUUUUCUAGAAAUGCUUUUCAUUUAACAGUGUUUCUGAAGUGUCCGUGCCCACUUUGAUCUGCAUAAUCAUUGUUUAUAGAUAUCAGUGUGUAUGCGUUUGUCUCUACAGGCACUGGUGAAAUCUCAGAUUUUAUAUUCAGCAUUAAACAGAAAUACAUUCCAGAAAACACAUGCUUUGAAAAUGGAGUAUUUGUUCCUUACCAUUUCUUAUACCUUUUCUAAGUUUAGUUCUGCGUUUGGUUGAAACCUUCCUGUUUAGUUGGGAUGCCAUACUUCUACUCCCAUGAAUCUCAUACCUGAAUGCCGCAGAUUAGUUCUAAGACUGCGACAGAUCAUUGGACUGUUCGAGGAAACAUACGUGUAUGCGGUUCUGUGUAUAUGUGUGUUGGGAGGUGAUCACAGACCCCUCAGACAGUGACCAUGAUCAAGGAUGCCAUUAAAUCUCUUAUUCCCUUGGUUGGUUCCAACAGAUGAACAAUUGUGGUUUCCUGAGUACACUGAAGCCAUGGAAUGCUGGAUUUGUUCCCUUAAUUGGGUGUAGAAAACCAAGUACAGUGUAGCUGCCACCGUUAAACGGCAUGGCCCCCUUAGAUGCAGCCCUCUCUGAAAGCAGGAGAAAACAUUUCUGAAGGCAGUCUGAGGCUGAUCUCAUCACUGAACUAUUUCAGACCUUAAACACCAAGACAGAGGGAGGGUGAAGGAGGAAAACAGGCUGUAAGUUUGGAGGAAAUGUGCUAAAUUGUGAAACCAAAUAAGCCAGGUAAUCACUGCCCACUUAUAACCCCGAUUUUCAGUUUUCUUAGUUCUUCUAGAAAUGCAGGUCAGGUUGGUUUGGUCAUCCUUUCAAUCAGCAUGUGUUGAGCCCCUAGCACGCAGUGGGUUCUUUCUGAGCAGGACAGUAGUCUCCACCUGGAAGGAGGACAAAACAGAAUCAGGAGCAGCGGUUACUGCUGAGUGGUGAAUGAUGGAGCCGAGGUCAGUUUGUGGCACUCACUGAAACAUUAUGUAUAACCUUCUUUGUUUGUUACAACCCUGCCAAUUUUAAAAAUUAUUUCAUGCAGUGGAAUAUAUAUGCAUACACACAUACACAUAUACACACACACUAAAAUAUAAAGAGUAAUAAACCCCCCCCGUGCCUGUCACCAGCUCAUUGCCUUUCCUCCGAGGCGCUGUGUGCUAUCCUCUGGCCCUGUCUCACCCGUUUGAGAGCAGGAGCCCCUCUCCUGAACUCUCUUGAUCAUAGCCUUUCUGUCCUUUAUCAUAUGGAUCUUUAAACAAUAAUAAAUGGCAUUAAACUGUAUCUUCUGUCAUUUACUUGAUGUUCUUUGCAGUUGGGCAUUAUCAUUUUUAAGCAACCUGUUUUAUUUUCACUGCUAAGUACUACACUUCAUUAUAUGACUAUCUCACAGUUUUUCCCUUCUCCUGUUAUUAGAUAUUGAACUGCAUCUUUCUUUGAAAUAGAAAAAGGCAGUGUUGCUAUGAACAUUCUUUUAUAUUAAGACUUCUGGUGCACAUACCCAAGACUGGAUGUAUGCCUUGAAUAGAAUUGCUAUGUCAUACAAUAAAGCACAUUAUCAACUCUAAUAGAUAAGGCCAAAUUGUUUUCCAAAGUCAUGGUACCAACCUACACUUUCACUGGUAUCCUAGAAUUUUUGCCAAGCUGAAAAAUGUAAAAUGAUCUCUCUUUGUGGUUACAUGUUGUACAUAUUUGAUUACUAAUAAGUUGAACAUGUUUUAUUAUGAUAAUUCCUAAGUAGGAAUUUGGAAAUUCUUCUUCAUGUCUCUUACCUUUUUUCCUAUUGUGUUUUGUUUUUAAUUAUUAGUUUUUAUAAGUUCUUUAUACUUACCUUUUAUUGGUUAAUGCUUAUUUAACUAUUAAAGUAAAGAGAAACUAUAUUUAGAAUAGAAAAAUCUUCUGAAGCAAUUUCCAGAAGUAUGAAAGGCAUGUGAAAUUUUCUUCUAUUUGGAGAAAAUAAAGUUAAAUGCAUA